AUGUCUGACCCUGGCGAUACCUUGGACCCCGGCCUCCCUGGCGCGGCGAGCUUUGACUUCACAACCACCAAACGAAGCAUACACAUUCAGCGGCCCUCUGGCUUGGUGUCUGAUCGUACUUACCGAGGACACUACUUGACUGAAGUUUAUACUCCGGAGGAAAAGCCUACCGUGGAUAUCAUUUUUGUGCACGGUCUUAAUGGUAGCACUCACAAAACAUGGACGAGCAAGUCUGGCUGCUUCUGGCCCUUGGACCUUUGGCCAAAGACGCUGGCCUCAGUUCGUCCCAGAAUUCUUACUUAUAGCUAUGGCAAUACUAUGGACGGCGAUGUUGCUCGUCAUGCAACGGACCUGGCAGAGGCCACUGCGGCCGAGAGAAAAGCAUUAGUUUACAGCUCUGCCCUGGGGACCGAUACCUUCGUGCAAUCCAAUUACCUGUCGACUGCCGGGAUCGUCUUUCUCAACACGCCGCACACUGUAUCUGAUGUCGCCAAAUGGGGUACAUCAUUGCAGAACUUGAGCUCUGCUAUUCUCCCUUGGAGUCUCCUAGAGCAUUCUCCGCAAACAAUCGACUCGUUGCCUGCCAUCAGUGCCAUUUUGAUACAAAUAAAUCGCCGUUUCGAAAAGAUAGAGUCCGAAUUUCAUGUCGCCAAAUUGUCAGAGUUUGAGGGGCAGGCCAACCCUCAGAGUGUUUCCACGAACAUGGAGGUUCAGAAAAGGUCUCAACUUGAGACCCUUAUCAAAAGCCUCAGGUUCAAAUUGAAUGACAAAGGCUCACAGCCCCCGGAAGAUUAUGACAAUAAACUCAAGACAUCAUCCAGCGCCGAGGAAUUUAUUGAAGCAGACCAUGGCCAGAUCUUCAAGUUCGACGAUGAAGAUGAGCUAGACUAUACGGGCGUGACCGAAGUUCUCCUUCACUGCUCCCUACAAGCCCCUCGUAGGAUCGCGGCUCGCUGGGCUAUUGAAAAAAGGGUUCAUGCCCUUGGAGUAGAACCAGGAAAAUAUGCCGACAUUGCUAAUCCAGAUCUGGCUGUAAGCCGAGGUAUUAACAAGAACCGUAGCCCUGAAGAUGUGAAUAAGAAGAAGGCCCACCAGCUGUUUGUUGCUCCUCCAAAUUUCCAACCCAACCCAAUUUUUGUCGGCAGGAAGGCAGAGUUGGAAGUGUUACAUACCCACCUGUAUCAUUCCAGGGCUCAAGGUCAGGACCCCAAGUCGGUUCUGAUUACUGGUGUUCCAGGGUCUGGCAAGACACAUUUGGCGCGGGAGUACGUCUUCACACAUCGCGAUUCUUACCCAGGUGGAAUUUUCUGGAUCAGGGCUGGGUCAUUCCAAGGAACAUGUGAAGGCUUCAUAGAGAUCGCCAGAGCGGCUGGGCUACUCGACCAUAUUGAAUCCAAUCCUAUUGACCACCCUGCUGAUCUACCGGAUGCGCUUGACGCUCUUGACUGGCUUGCGAGGCGAAAGCAUUGGCUUCUAGUCCUCGAUGGGGUGGAGGUUAAGGAUGGGGACUUCAGAUGCCUUAUACCAAAGAAUCCGGAGGGCAGCGUUCUCUACACGACGACUGAUGCCGAUGUUUUUGGAUUACUCAUUUUCCAAUCAUACCAUUUGGCCAUCCCUCCACUACAGGUCGAGGAUGGUUGCAAGCUUAUGUAUGGGAUUCUCGGAAUAGACACACCAACAGCGACGCAAGCAUUUAUCGCAACCAUAAUGGUGAAAAGCUACGACUGUUUACCAUUGGCUAUCCACGCAAUGGGUCACCACCUCAAGGCACUGGGCAAGUCGAUCGGGGAUGUUGAUUGGAGCGAGUCGAAUAGGAUUGAGACUGGGGUUUUCCGCGAGGUCAUCAACGAAAUGUACCGUACGGAGAAGCGUCAAGCUUUGAACUUGCUCCAUCUUUUGUCUUUCCUAGACAACAAGAUUCCAGUACGGCUCAUUGAGUUUGGAAGCGACUCAAUGAGCGUGACCGAUUCUGCUGAUAUCAUGACCAGACCUCGAGCUGGGGAACCCCCUGAUCUUAAUACUACAAUUGAGACUUUGAUUCAACAUGGGCUGAUUAAGCGGAUGGAUGGUACUAAAGUGCAAGCCUCCAGACCACUCACAGAGAACAGCGUGUCUCAGUCCGUUGGGCUUUCACACCAACAAGAUGAGCUAGGGAAUGAUAACCAGGAGGGCCUCAUUUCUCUGGAACAAGAAAUCCCAGAGUUUGGUCAACUUAAAAUUCACACUGAGCUGCAGCGGUUCUUCAGGGAUGAGGUGCGACUGAAAGAUGUCAAUCGUUCGUGGGAGCUAGAGCAGAAGGAAACGAUAGGAAUGGAUCAAGCUGGGUUCUAUGAUACGUGGCUCAUCCUCACAAGCCGUUUCCUCAUCGAGUCCUAUGAGACCGCUCAAAGAACCGCAGCCAAACUUCAUGGUCGAGGCUUUUGUCAAAGCGAUUGUCAAGAAUAUGCCAACCAUAUCUCCCGUUUAGCCCAGCUAUUUGCAGAGAGAAAAGAGAGAAGUUCAGGUUCUUUGCCUUGGUAUGCACGAGAGGCUCAGGAGAACUUGCAACAUCUGCAUAGCAAGAUACGUCUUGAACUCCAGACGUUAUCCCCGGACCCCUAUCUGGUGCCUAGAGCCAGACAGCAGUCUAUCUUUAAGACACUUCCUACGCGAACCUCGGGAGUUCCCAUAUCACGGGAUGACUUAGAUGCCGUGGACUUUGUUCUGACCGAAAGUUACGUUGUCGAGCAAGAGUUCGAUGCCACAAUAGGGUCAGGGUCUCAAUAUGUGUCUGAUCGAGUAUUUUCUGCGGGUCCACAUUCUACUCUGGACACUCAAACUGCUUUGACGGGGCCGACAGCUCCCACAGCUGCGACAUCUUCAGAAUUGGAGACGGAAGAUCUACGAACAGUAUAUUCUGAUACCCUGACCAUGGAUGGCUCGAUUAAAGAGGCUUAUGUCAAUGAGCUCGCACAUGAGCUUUUCAAAGCCGUUUCCACUUUCAAAUUAGACUCUGCAUCCAUGAAGCGUGUUGCCGAGGCCAUACCUGGCUCCUUGAAAGCAUUUUCAUCGAGACUUGGAUGUACUAGUUCGUCUCAACAGGUCCAACGAGAUGUGACGGUAUUCAUUCACAAAUACAGACAGUGA
Molecule: messenger RNA, 3126 nt
Organism: Penicillium daleae
Lineage: Eukaryota; Fungi; Ascomycota; Eurotiomycetes; Eurotiales; Aspergillaceae
Exons: 3
Coding region: 1-3126 (1041 amino acids)
Source: RefSeq, a predicted model, not a curated record